AUGGGCCAUCACCAUUCCAAGGAGCAGGCACAUUUUCGCAAACUCGUCGCGCAGAAAGGAUUGUUGAAGUUACCCGUGGGAAGCGAAGUGGAAAGAUUGUUCUAUGAGGACUUUGAUGGGGAUGCGAAGGAGAAGGGAUGGGAGAGUGCCGGGCGGACUCCUGUCACGCCGGCGGGUGGAUCGGGGGAGGAAGUGUUGAAAGGGAGUAAAGCAGCCGCCGAAGUCUCGGGGGAUCGAUGGGCGCCUGUGAAGUUGGAACAGGCAAAGGAAGAGGAUCCGCGGACCGUGGCGAUGGAUGCUCUUGUUGAGCAGAAGAAUCCUUCUUCGAGAUUACAGCCUGUACCUAUACCUCUCGCCUCGGAAGCGCUGGCUCAAUCUAUGCAGCGUACGGCGAGUGAUCCCGGACAUUCGCGUCCACUGGCUGGAAUGCCUCAGAGAGGGAGUUCUCUCUGCCUUGGCAAGACGAAGAGUCCGUCGAUGCUGGAUCCAGGCUAUCUACCACCUUCCAUUCCCCUCGCUACAACCACCAACAACAACAACACCACCACAACCCCCGAAACGCAGUACGAUGCCCCCACGUCGCGAUGGCAAGCUCGCAUCUCCAAGCGCCUCUCCGAUCGACAGGCAAAUGACGACGAAAAGGUGCGACUCUCGCUGCAGAGUCCUCACCAACAGAUCUCGGCGGAGGACCGGCUCCGCUUGAGUCAGAUCACGACUGCUUACAGUGCCAUUCCGAUUGCCGGGCAAGGAUGGGAGGAGAGGGUGCGGAUUAGUGGGAGUACGUUGACGGGGAGUGGAGGGGCUGGUAUUGAGGGGACGAUGAAGGAGGGGAGGGAAGAGUUGGUCGUCAGGAGGGUCUCGAGUUCUGUUAGUAGCAUGGCCGGAGAGGAAGGGGAGAAGAGAUGA
Molecule: messenger RNA, 906 nt
Organism: Lecanosticta acicola
Lineage: Eukaryota; Fungi; Ascomycota; Dothideomycetes; Mycosphaerellales; Mycosphaerellaceae
Source: the annotation of a GenBank genome assembly